AUGUCGACGAUAACUGGCGCUUCUUCCGUUUGUCAAUCUAAGUCCAACGACGCAUUAGUGGUAAGUUCAUCGCGGUUAUUAACCUAGCAAAGAGUUGUAAGUCUGGAAAGCUAAUGAAUAUCAAGGCUACUAUCUCAAAACAAAACUCGAUCCCAGGCGUCUCGAAUGCCGGUAUCUUAGCCGCACCCGGGGAUGAAUCUCACACUGAAAGUGGGGUCAGUAAGGUUGAGGCCUUCAAUAGGGUGCUGUACCAGUCAGGCAAAUCUGGCAAAACAUUGCUCUGGCUGGUGGGCAUCUCAAUUGGGCUGACCAUGUUUGCAUAUGCCCUUGACCAGGGUAUCACCUCUACCAUUUUCACUACCAUGGCCAGUUCAACGUUCGGGAAGCACAGUUCGCUCGCGGCUGUUAGUACCGCUAGUCAGAUCAUCCGGGCUAUUAGCAAGCCCUUUAUCGGCAAGCUGGCAGAUAUUACCUCACGUCCCACUACCUAUGUCGUCGUCCUUAUCUUCUACGUCGUCGGAUUUGCCUUCGCGGCCAGCUCAAGCAACUUUGAGGCCUACACGGUGGGCAUCUGCUUGACCUCGGUUGGCAAAUCUGGGCUCGACCUAUUAAGCGACAUCAUUGUGGGUGAUUUAACACCUUUGCAGUGGCGAGGCUUUUUUGGUGCCGCUCUGUCUAUCCCUUUUGUUAUCACUGUACCUGUCAAUGGCUUUAUUGCUGAAGCUUUUGUUGAUGACUGGCGAUGGGGAUUGGGUAUGUUUGCUAUCCUCGUACCUGUCUUGCUCAUACCGGCCAUUUUCACGCUCUAUGCGAUCCAGCGGCGAGGAGAAGCGAUGGGUAUGGUCACUAUGGCCGGUUCGAAGCAGUCAAGGACUGGGGUGGUAAGCGAGGUGGUAAGCGCUAAGGGGCCUACACCUAUUAAAUCGAAAGGUUUAAAGUACUGGAUAAAACUCUUUCACCAGGGCCUGAUCGAUAUCGAUAUCUUCGGACUCAUUAUUCUUGGAACAUCCUUUUCGUUGAUCCUGCUACCCUUCACCUUAGCAAACGAGGCUCAUGGUGGUUGGGCCAACGCAAGCAUAGUUGCCAUGCUGGUCGUUGGCUUUGUCCUGCUUGUUGCCUUCGUCCUCUUCGAGAUGUUCCUUGCCCCAAAGCCGCUUAUGACAAAGUGCAUCCUCAAAAACAGGACAUUUCUCGCUGCGGGUGUCGUCUACACCUUCAACCAGAUGUCUUCGUCAGUUCGCAAUACCUAUUUCUCCUCUUACAUUUAUAUCAUCAAAGAGUGGUCGACUUACGAAUGGACCAUAUUUCUAGGAACCACAACCAUGGGGCUCAGUAUCAUGGGGCCUAUCGUUGGUCUCAUUCAGAGGAGCACACAUAGAUACAAGUCUAUGAUGGUAUUCGGCGCCGUAGCGAGACUGCUAGCCUAUGGCCUGCUGAUCGAAAGCAACGGCAACAUGGUACAGGACACGGCCCGCCUGGUCUUUGCUCAGUUGAUUUUCUGCCUAGGCUCCUUCAAUGUUGUCGGCGCUCGGGUUGGCAGUCAAGCGUCGGUGCCGCAUGAAGACAUGGCUUCAACCAUCGCUCUCCUCACGUUGUGGUCCACCUUAGGCUCAUCUACCGGCAGUGCCGUCUCUUCGGCUAUUUGGACGAACGAGAUGCUUGAUCGCAUGCGCAAAGAGAUGCCCGGAGUUCAAGAUGCAACAAUUUUAAAGCUUUACGGAAAUAUUAGGUUGCUACGUACUACCUACGAUUUCGAUAGUCCCGUUAGGCAGGGCGCUAUUCGUGCUUAUGCUUCUGUAAACGGCCACAUUGCCAUAACCACCUUGGUCCUAGCUUUCGUGCCGUUGGUUGCUACUUUUUUCAUGCCCGAUUUCUAUUUGGGCAAACAGCAGAAUGCUGUUACAAAUACAGCUCUCGAUGGUGAGGCGGUUGAUAUUCAAUCUAGAAAUCAGGGUGGAAUUUCAACUACCAAUGAGGGAUCGAAGCCCUUCUAUCGCAGGUGGUUCAAUGCUUACUAUAAGGAUACCUAG
Molecule: messenger RNA, 2030 nt
Organism: Hymenoscyphus albidus
Lineage: Eukaryota; Fungi; Ascomycota; Leotiomycetes; Helotiales; Helotiaceae
Source: the annotation of a GenBank genome assembly